Messenger RNA from Notolabrus celidotus (New Zealand spotty), 3246 nucleotides. RefSeq names its product leucine-rich repeat-containing protein 49. The transcript has 18 exons. NCBI's taxonomy places the organism in Eukaryota, Metazoa, Chordata, Actinopteri, Labriformes, Labridae. The record is from RefSeq and is a predicted model, not a curated record. The coding region runs from base 239 to 2656 and encodes 805 amino acids. Gene Ontology annotation, biological process: mRNA splicing, via spliceosome. Gene Ontology annotation, molecular function: protein binding; U2 snRNA binding.
CCGUUGUUGCCUUGGCAACAGUGCUUAUGAGGAAGUUUGUGGAGCUCUGUACUGAAGUAGAAUUCCGUUUGAAAUGAAACAAUUUUAGCCCUAGAAAAGAUCCUACCGUGAAAAAUAUGCGUGUGUAUUGUUUUUUCAUAUGAAGUUUGUGUGUACCGCUGUGGAAACUUUUGAAACACUCAGUUUGAAAAGUGUUUUUAGCGUCUAAACUGCGAAUUUACAAACAUAAGUUAGCUGAAUGGAGCCGGAGCGGAAUAAAAGCAACACAAUGAGGCCUCAGAAACACAACUACGACAUGACGUUUCUUUCCCCCCUGGUAAACAGCUGCAAAUUGCACCCUAUAUUUGUUCAACCAGUAAUGCCAGAGAGAGCCCAGAGGAUGACAGACUCUCAAGAUCUUGUAACAAAAACAUUGAAUGCCAACCAAACAACAAAUCAUUCCAUCCCUGUGCAAGAUAUCAUGAUAAAUGCAUGCAGCCAGAGAAGACUUGUCCAGACAUCUCAGGUGCCCUCACUUGCCUGUGAGUCAGCAGAUUCCUCUUCACAUAAUCCAGUAUGUUUGGGGGCAGAUUCAAAGGCUACACAAGAACAAAGGGACAACUCAAGGAGACCAGCCCACAAUGCAGGGGCCAGUUACUACCGUGAUGCCUUAAACCUUCCCAGACAAGCAGGUGGUUCUGGGAGAUACAAGUACAAAGCAGUCCCCAGUUUUUCCCUUACUCAGUUGCCUUGUGACUAUUUUGAAUCCAGUUUUCAAAGAAUUGACUUGGACAGGUGCUGUCUGAAGGAGUGCCCUCAGCUGGGCAGUAUGGAUGAUCUGCAGUUUCUGAACCUUCAGCACAAUCUGAUCACAACCAUCCAGCAGCUGUCCAAUCUGCAAAAGCUAGUUUUUCUUAACCUGUAUGAUAAUCACAUCUCUGACAUGAGUGGAAUUGAAACUUUGAGCUCUCUCAGGAUCUUGAUGUUGGGGAAAAACAGAAUCCAUAAGAUAUGCUGUGUGGAAAGCCUGUCCAAGCUAAACAUCCUGGAUUUGCAGGACAAUCAGAUCUCCAGGAUAGAAAACGUAUCUCAUCUGAGCGAGCUGCAAGUGUUUAACCUGUCAAGAAACAACAUCUCCAGAGUUGAAAAUGUGCAGGGCCUGAACAGUUUGACUGAACUCAACCUGCGGCACAACUGCAUCUCUGUCUUGACUGAGGUGGACCGCCUGCCCUCCUUGCAGCGCCUCUUUCUCAGCUGCAACAACAUCACCAGUUUUGAUCAGUUAGCCUGCCUCGGAGAGUCACGCACCCUUUCUGAGCUCACCCUGGAUGGGAAUCCUGUAGCCCUGGAGACAUGGUACAAGCAGGCUGUCCUGCGCUGUGUGCUUCAUCUGAGACAGCUGGACAUGAAGCGCAUCACAGACGAGGAUCGGCGCAUGGCUGGUGUACAGGCUCGAAAAGAGGAGGAGAAGAAGAAGGAGAGUCACAAGCAGACAAUUCAUAAGGAGAAGCGGCGUCUGGCCAUCCGUAAUGCAGCACAGCAGUGGGAGGGGGUCAGGGCCUGCCUGGAGCUGCCACCAACAAAUGGUGCUAAGGAAGAAGUCAGUCCAGAGAACAGCCCUGCCCACUGCCCCGCCCAGACUAAUGGCCUCGCGCAGGAGCCGUCUCCAGAAGAGCCUAGACGGGUAAGCCCAGGUUCAGGACCAGAGCGACCAUCAGGGGGAACGGAGAUCAGACUUCGCACCAACAGCCGUCCAAACAGCCCUCGAGAUCCAAAGCUUGUGGAGUCAGGUAGCGGCAGUGUGCAGAGUCUGUCCCUCUCUGACAGUCACCUGGCAGAGCUGGAUGGAGACACCCUGCGUCUCUUUGGACUCGGGGCCCUGGAGGCCCUGGAGAGGGGCUGGGGGGUUCAGACUGCUGGUGCUGUCACUGUCAUAACCUUCCGCUACAUCAACUUUGACGCCAUUGUACCAACACUGCCGAGAAUAAGGGUCAAGUUCCCCAAUCUAUCGCAUCUGAUCUUCUUGGAAACCAACAUCAACCGUCUGCCCCAGCUGGCGGCCCUGGCUCAGGUGAGGCGUGUAGACCAGCUGACCAUCCACCCAGAGGGUAACCCAGUGGUCAGUCUGGCUCUAUGGCGCUCCUUCACCAUCUACCGCCUCCACCACUUCAACCUACAGAGGAUCAACGGCCAAGAGGUGACCAUGAAUGAUGUGAUCGCUGCAGAGCGUGUGUUCGGGACGCUGGGUCAUAUAGCAGCCACUGAAACUCCUCGCUGCAGGCUCCUCGUGCUGCUAGAAGAGUCCAGGAAACGACAGCUGCAGUUCCUGUUGGAGGGGCGUGGCCGGCGUGCAGGGCUCAGUCCUGAAGAGCUGCGAGACAACGGGAAGCUCCUGGGUGAAGGCCUGAGCAGAGCGUUGUUCAACUACCCGAGCAGAGACUGCAGUGCAGAGAGCCCUGAGGAGGGCACUGUAGAGGCGUCCGAGCAUGCCGCUAUGGUAGAGCAGUACCUCCAAGAGUUGGUCCAAAGGGCAUCAGAUACCUAUCUUAAGGAGGAGGCUCUGCACAAGCUCUGGCCCUCCAUGUUUGCAGAGAUGGUGAGAGACUGUGUGUUGGAGAUGAGGGACCGAGCCGCCUUCCGCCAAGCCAGCCUUGCAAAGAUUUCCCAGACCAAGUGAAAAGGACCAAAGGUUCUCACUUAGAUCACACACACACUAACACACUAACCUUCCUGACGUCAUGUCAAACUCCAUCUCUAACAUCAAUAAGAGACUUAUCAUUGACUGUCAGUUCAUAGAAUCUUUGGAAACUGUAGGAUGUAUUUCCCAAGUGUGUGGGAAGCUCUUUCCUAGCAUGGGUGUAGACUGUUUUAAAGUCUGAAGAAAUAAACACGAUAGAAGUUGAUUGAAUGUAGAAUUUCACUGUACACACACUGUUUGAUUCGUCAGUGUCUGGACCUGUAACAUACUUGAAGAACGUCAAAGGGACUUGAUGACUCACAGUGCAUUGUGGUCCCUUCAGAGCAUCAUCUGCACUUUAAAGCCUUCUGAAUAACCCCUCUCCACCAUUACUGUCAUCAACUGAAAAUGAUCCGUGUCUCUUUUGUCGAGACUAGAAUGAUUUUUCUGUCUUCGAUCCUCUCAUCACUCUCACACAUUUUCUCCUUUGUGGCAUAAAAAGAAGGGCACAAAUGAGGACAUGGACUUUUUUGUUUACCACUGAUUUUCUGUAUGGUACUUAGUAUUAAAAGAUUCUGUAUUAACAUGCA